Molecule: messenger RNA, 1232 nt
Organism: Culicoides brevitarsis
Lineage: Eukaryota; Metazoa; Arthropoda; Insecta; Diptera; Ceratopogonidae
Gene: Six4
Product: homeobox protein SIX2
Exons: 5
Coding region: 1-1074 (357 amino acids)
Biological process (GO): regulation of transcription by RNA polymerase II
Cellular component (GO): nucleus; transcription regulator complex
Molecular function (GO): RNA polymerase II cis-regulatory region sequence-specific DNA binding; DNA-binding transcription factor activity, RNA polymerase II-specific
Source: RefSeq, a predicted model, not a curated record
AUGGAUUCUUCAGGAUUAUCUCCAUUGGGAGACUUAGAUUCAAGUUCAGGCGGCUCAGAAGGCACAAUUCCGGGAUAUUUAUCAACUUCAGUAUCACAUUCGCAUCAGCAAGGAUUAUAUGUUAAUGGUCUAAACAAUCGAGACAACUUGACUCCGCCUGUACGUUCAUUGUUUUUCUCGGAAAAAUGUCAGGAAUUUAAUGCAUUAGCAGCGAACGAUAAAGAAUUUGACAAAAAAUUUAUCGAAAAUAAUUAUCAACACAUUAAAAUGCAGUCAGAAAACAACAACACAUACUUACAUGGACCCAUGACUCAUAGUAUAACACCUCCGAAUGUUCUUUCUUCAUCAAAUGACAUCGAAAAUAGUGCGAAUCGACGAUAUUUGAACUUUAGUCCCGAUCAGGUGCAAUGCAUGUGCGAGGCACUCCAACAAAAGGGCGAUAUUGAUAAAUUAGCUUCCUUUUUGUUCAGUUUGCCUCCCACAGAGUUGAUGCGAAACAACGAAAGUGUGCUGAGAGCAAGAGCGUUAGUUGCAUAUCACAAAGGAAUGUUUCACGAGUUGUACAGCCUAUUAGAGACUCAUUAUUUCUCGCCCAAAUUCCAUACCGAACUUCAAUCACUGUGGUUCAAAGCACAUUACAGAGAAGCGGAAAAAGUUCGAGGAAGAGCUUUGGGAGCUGUCGACAAAUAUCGCUUACGCAAGAAAUAUCCGUUACCAAAAACCAUAUGGGAUGGCGAAGAAACUGUUUAUUGUUUCAAGGAAAAAAGUAGGAAUGCACUAAAAGAUUGUUACACGAGAAAUCGGUAUCCAACGCCAGAUGAGAAGAAAACAUUAGCUAAAAAGACAGGGCUCACGCUGACACAAGUCUCGAAUUGGUUUAAGAAUCGAAGACAAAGAGAUCGAACACCCCAAUCAAGAACGGACUUGAUGAUGCCAAUGUUGCCCGUUAGCCCAUCGAUGGAUUCGGGAUUUGCACGCUCGUUAUUCAACAGUUCAUAUCACGGUAGUCACGGAUAUAUUGGAGGAAAUUGCCAAAAUGACAAAUAUUCAGAAGGCAUGUUUGUUGGUCAAUAGCAUUUGUGCUGCUUGGAUUUAAAUUAAAUUAAAAGACAUUUUUAACGACUGCAAAGAAGUAAAAAACAAUGAAAUACAAAAAAAGGAAGUGAUGCGUAAAAAUGCAUUUUAUUACCAAUAAAAAUCGUCUAGCUACUGUGCAUUAAGCCAUUUCGUAU